Closterium sp. NIES-65 is the source of this 471-nucleotide messenger RNA. NCBI's taxonomy places the organism in Eukaryota, Viridiplantae, Streptophyta, Zygnematophyceae, Desmidiales, Closteriaceae. The record is from the annotation of a GenBank genome assembly.
AUGAGCGGGCGGCGCAGGGCAAUGCGCGGGCGGCUCAGGCAGGGCGCACGCAGGCAGCGCGCGCAAUGCAGCGCAUACGGCAGCGGGUGGCGGGCGGCACAGGCUAGCGGGCAGCGGGCGGCGGGCCAGCAGCAAGUGGCAGCGCGAGCGACACAGGGCAGCACGGGGCGACGUGCGGGCAGCGUGCGGGCCGCGCGAGUAGCGGGUGAGCUGCGUGCGGGCGGCGAGGGCAGCGACCCGAUGGAUGCAUACAGCUACCAUGUUCGCCCCACCAUGCGAUUCCAGUCGACUCAAAAGCUGUUGGCCGCCCUGUACCUGCCCGCUAGACAUGAGCAAAAAUCUGAGCUGGUGGAUGCGUACAGCUACCGCGACCGCCUCACCAUGACCAAGCUCAUUGUCUCCGCCGCCAACAACGAGUUCUUCGCCCUCGAUGACAGGUGGGGUGCGGUGAUGACAGGUGGGGUGCGGUGA